This is a messenger RNA of Alternaria hordeiaustralica, 1047 nucleotides long. RefSeq lists its product as uncharacterized. The coding region runs from base 1 to 1047 and encodes 348 amino acids. NCBI's taxonomy places the organism in Eukaryota, Fungi, Ascomycota, Dothideomycetes, Pleosporales, Pleosporaceae. The record is from RefSeq and is a predicted model, not a curated record. The transcript is spliced from 2 exons.
AUGCCUUUCAGUGUCGGUAUCGGAGAUGUCAUAGCCGUCGGCAAACUGAUCAAGGACAUCACUGACAGUCUGCGAUCUGCUGGUGGAGCAAAAUCGGAAUACCAGGAACUCACCAAGGAGCUUGAGGCGCUCAAGACUGCCCUAGAUGGUCUAGACCAGCUCGAUAGCAGCACAGCCCCCUCAGCACUUCUUGACACAAUCAAGUUCGUCGCCGCGGACUGUCGCCAUCGACUUGAAGUGUUCUGGGCGAAGAUCGAGAGAUACGAGUCGUCCCUAGGCCCCGCAAGCCGAUCCAACGCUCUGAGAGGUACCAUGGACAAGCUCGGCUGGACGUUCUGCCGGAAAGAGGAAGUUGUGCAACUUCAGAGAAACCUCCAGUUCUACGGCAGUGUCAUCAACAUGCACUUAAUACGGCAUGUCGCCGGUCAGGUUCAAGAUAUGAGGAAGAAUACUGAUGCAGUCUGUACACAGAUCGCUGAGCGAAUCCGUGAUACAGAAGAUACUCUCACGGACAUUGGCGAUAAUUUAUCUAGCCAGGGAGCUAUCGCGAAUAACAUUCAGACACUCGUCACUGGGCUGCAUCAGUUCAUUUUCGGCGAGGUCAAAUCAUUCCUGGAGGACUUCGGGCAAUUGGUGAACAAAGUCUUUGCCUCCACCCAGCAAAUCUACGCCGUUGUUCUCGAAAUACGGGAUUCAAGGAGAGCAGUGGAGACUGGUUGGGCUUUCUUCCAAGACCCUUUCGUCAUUGAAGAUGUCUUUGGUCGCAAGUUUCCUGUCCCAUCUGAGUUCGACUACGACAUGCUAGACACCAUUGUCCAGCAAAGAUUCAAAACUAGUACUAGCUCUGAUGAUGUCGCCCUAGGCAACUACGAAUACUGCAAAGCAAACAUGAGAACAGCAACGAUUACAGCGACUUCCCAGCUUGUACCUGGUACAGCUGUCGUUAUGGUCCUGCUUAUAGACGCAAGAAGCGACAAGCCUUGCCCUAUGCCUCUGUGUGACUCUGUAGGAGCCAACUCUUAUCCCAGCGGAGGGUUUGUUUGGUAA